AUGACAUGUAACAUGCCAGACAAGAUUAAAUGCCAUGUGGCUAACUGUUUGCUCAAGUCAUUUGGUGUUUAUCCCUUUAGGCUAUUUUUCCAACCAUCUAGUCGGUCUGAACUUCAGAACCUGCUGGAGUGGGUUGGUGGACUUCCUCCAUGGAAGGAAUUCUUCAAACCAGUCGUUAAUCUAGUUGAUUAUCAUACUACUGAUACAAAUAUCAUAAACUGGCCGUGUCAGAAGGAUUCUUGUUCAGUUGUAUAUGUUUCUUCUGGAAUUAAGUACUUUCUUUCAAGGGAAGAGUUGGAGGAGGUAGCAAAUGGUUUAGAGCUUAGCAAGGUUAGCUUCAUAUGGGUAGUUAGGUUUCAAGGUGGAGACAGGGUAAGCAUCCAAGAAGCAUUACCAAAAGGCUUCUUGAAGAGAGUUGGUAAGAGGGGUUUGGUGGUAGCAGGUUGGGCUCCACAAGCAAAUAUUCUUGAACAUUCAAGCAUUGGAGGAUUAAUCAGUCAUUUUAGUGGGAGUUCUACAUUAGAGGGAAUGGUACUUGAUGUGCCAAUUACUGCUAUGCCUAUGCAUCUUGACCAGCCCUUGAAUGAUAGGCUGGUGGUAGAAAUUGGUGUAGGCAUGGAAGUGCCAAGAAAAAGUAAUGAGAGGCAUAGGUGACCAAUGCAAAUAUUAUGGAAAAAAGGGGGAAAGAAGUAAGGAGAAUAGCUAAAGAAUUGAGUGAGAAUAGAGGAAGAUAGCAGGAGA
Messenger RNA from Ricinus communis (castor bean), 741 nucleotides. Its product is annotated as beta-D-glucosyl crocetin beta-1,6-glucosyltransferase. The transcript has 3 exons. Gene Ontology annotation, molecular function: UDP-glycosyltransferase activity. The record is from RefSeq and is a predicted model, not a curated record. NCBI's taxonomy places the organism in Eukaryota, Viridiplantae, Streptophyta, Magnoliopsida, Malpighiales, Euphorbiaceae. Bases 1 to 654 code for a protein of 217 amino acids.